Aureobasidium musti is the source of this 366-nucleotide messenger RNA. NCBI's taxonomy places the organism in Eukaryota, Fungi, Ascomycota, Dothideomycetes, Dothideales, Saccotheciaceae. The record is from the annotation of a GenBank genome assembly.
ACGAGGAUUCAACUCGUCCACACUCCACCCUCGCAUUCGAGUUCACAGAGCCUCAAAGAAGUCAUUGCGCUCGCUCCCAAUGAUAGAGACAAUCCCCACAACUGGUCAAAUAGGAAGAAAUCCUUUGUUGUCUUCAAUGGAGUGGCUCUGGUCAUGUCUUCAACUAUAGGGUCUUCUAUAGCAACAGGAGCAUCGCAUCAAUUUGCUGCUUAUUUUGAUGUCACGAACCAGGUGCAGCUGGCCUUACCAACGUCCUCCUACUUGAGCGAAUACGUCCUAGGAAGGGCCCGCUACUUUUUUGGGCCACUAAGUGAGAGCUACGGCCGAAGAUGGGUCAUGAUGGCAACUUUGGUAAGGAUUCGUGCU